Molecule: messenger RNA, 2156 nt
Organism: Momordica charantia (bitter melon)
Lineage: Eukaryota; Viridiplantae; Streptophyta; Magnoliopsida; Cucurbitales; Cucurbitaceae
Product: putative wall-associated receptor kinase-like 16
Biological process (GO): protein phosphorylation; cell surface receptor signaling pathway
Cellular component (GO): plasma membrane
Molecular function (GO): ATP binding; protein serine/threonine kinase activity
Source: RefSeq, a predicted model, not a curated record
UAAUGGAGGCUUCGUCUCCUUAUUAUGCUCUCUCUCUCAUCUUCUUCCUUUUCCAUUUCUCUCACCAAUCCAUCGGCCAACAGCAAUAUGUGGGAAACGAAACCAGCUGUUCUCUCAACCAUACUUCAAUCUCUAAAGGAUAUGUUUGUCCUGCUCCUUCACACACAUGUCCUUCGUAUUUGGCACUCACAUCCGACCCUCGCUCUGCUAACUUGGCUUUCACCGAUUUAACAUUAGAGAACAGUAUUUUGUUCAGUCCUAGAAGUAACUGCACAUGUUCGGGUCCGUCCUAUCAAGUUGUCGUCAACUACACCGUCAAGAGUGGCGAUAGUUACGAAAAGAUAGCAAAUGAUAUUUUUCAAGGCCUGACGAGCUGCUCGGCGUUGAGAAGUCGAAAUCAUGACGAUGUUAUCAGUACAGGUCGAACAGUCCAAGUUCCUUUGCGAUGUGCUUGCCCUAGUGAAGCUCAGAAAGCUGAAGGGGUCGAGUCCUUGGCUGUGUACGUGCUGCAGCCGAAUGACACAAUUGAAACUGUUGCGAAGGCUUUUGGGGUCGAGGAAAAAAGCAUAUUGGAAGCAAACAUGCUUUCGAAUUCGAGCCACAUCUACCCCUUCACGCCUCUUUUGGUUCCAUUUGGACAGUAAUUUAACGUGCACAAUAUAUCCUUCCAGAUGCAUUGCCACUGAGCCUCAUUCCAAUUUCGAGCUCCUCAAAUUCAUCUUCGCACUCAUCGUGAGUGGAGUAGGUGGUGUAAUGAUAAUAACCCUAUGUUGUUUCUUUUGUGAACUAUUGAAGAAAAGAAGGCACGAGCUUUAUAAGAAAAAGCUUUUCAAGCAAAAUGGAGGUCUUUUAUUGGAACAAAAACUACGUGAAAAUAGGGGGAGAGUUAAAAUAUUUACACAGGAAGAACUUGAACAAGCAACAGGUAACUACAAUGAGAGUAGAUUUCUUGGUCAAGGAGGCUAUGGCACAGUUUAUAAAGGGAUACUCCAAGACAACACCAUAGUUGCAAUCAAAAGGUCAAAGCAAAUUGAGAUGGUUUGGAUCGAGCAAUUCAUUAAUGAAGUUAUUGUCCUCUCUCAAAUUAACCACAAAAGUAUUGUCAGACUUUUGGGAUGUUGUUUAGAAACCGAGACUCCUUUGCUAGUUUAUGAAUUUGUUUCUAAUGGAACGCUUUCUCACCAUAUUCACAAGGAAUGUUCUGAAGAAUCACCUUCUCUUUCAUGGAAAAAUCGUCUCAGAAUCGCUUCUGAAGUUGCAGGAGCUAUAUCUUACCUGCACUCAGCAUCUUCCGUUCCUAUCUUUCAUAGAGAUAUAAAGUCUUUAAACAUACUUUUGGAUGACAAUUGUAGUGCAAGAGUUUCUGAUUUUGGAACGCCAAGAUUUGUGCCAUGUGAUCAAUCUCAUUUGACUACAAAAGUGCAAGGAAGUUUUGGUUAUAUAGAUCCUGAGUACUUUAGAUCAAGUCAAUACACUGAAAAGAGUGACGUGUAUAGUUUUGGAGUUUUGAUGGUAGAGCUUUUAACCGGAAAACUACCGGUCACUUUUGCAAAAGACAAUGAUGGUGGGAAUCUAUUAGACUACUUCAUUUCAUUGGAUCAGGCUAAUCAGCUCGGUGAAGUUCUAGAUAUUACGGUAGCCAGUGAAGAAAGGAGGGAGGUUAUUAACAAUGUUGCAACACUUGCUACGAAAUGUUUAAAAACAAAUGGGAGAAAUCGACCGACAAUGAAAGAAGUAUAUUUAGAACUAGAAGGAAUUAUAAAGUGUCAAGAUUCUUCAGAAAUUAUUGAGAAAGCUCUGUCAAUUGGAUCUUCUUCAUCAUUUUCCCUAGGGGCUGAGGAUGACGAGCUUACAAAUGGUAGUAGCAUCACCCUAUCCAUGGAAACAGGGACUAUAUAAAUAUAUGUACUACCAUUGGAUUUUAUAUAUUUGCAUGUUUUGUCUCUGUAUAUAGUAUGUCAUUAACCCUUGUGUUUUAUGUUGAGUUGUUGUUGUCACAUCUGUUCGUUUCUGACUUUGGAACAAGGAUGAUUUAAGUUUAGAGGUGGUGUGUUUGCCUACAUAGUUUGGUUACGCUAUGAUAGUUGAUGAUAAAGUUCUUGUCUUGAAUGUUAUGAGAACUCUUAAAAUAAAGAAAUUUUAAUUAGUUUGCUAAA